Molecule: messenger RNA, 1200 nt
Organism: Microthlaspi erraticum
Lineage: Eukaryota; Viridiplantae; Streptophyta; Magnoliopsida; Brassicales; Brassicaceae
Source: the annotation of a GenBank genome assembly
AUGAAGAAGCGUGAUCGAGAUUCCCCGCCGUCGUCAGAUACUUCCUCCGAUUUCGCUCCCAGCGAAGUUGCCCUUCACGCCCUGUAUCAACAUGACAAGUGGGGAUUUCCCAGGGGAUACGGAUUUUAUCCUUCCGACGAAGACCUGCUGCAUUUUCUUCACGAACUCAGCAAUGGCGUCAAUUUUGAGAUCACCGCUUGCCCAAUCAACCAUAUUUGCAAUGUUUACGCCUUAACACCAGAAGUCCUGGCUUCUAGGUACACACAAGGAAACCGUGACUCAUACUUCUUCCUGUCAAAGAAGAAGUAUGCGUCCUGGGCCCAAAAUCGUGUUGUGUCAACAAAAGAAGGCUAUUGGAGAAAAAAGAAACCGAUGAACAAAAUUAGGGUUCAUGAUCGUGUUUUGGGAAACAAGAUUACUCUAGAAUAUUAUCAAGGGUCUCAGCAGAAAACCAGCUGGUUGAUAGAAGAGUAUUCUAAGAUCAAUAUAAAAGAGAAGAUUCAGAAUAUUAUAUGUAGACUAUACAAAACUGUAAAAGAGACGUUACCUCCAAAUGAGAAAAAGCAAAUGACUGGCCAAGAUAUUACACAGGGUUCCUUAGGUGCUGCGAAUAUUGAUUCAUUUCCUCAGCAUCUCUCCGAAGCUCAGUACAAUGCUGGUCAACCACGCAGUUCGUUAAUGCCUCAGACCCAACAAUUUAGAGAGGGAUUAACUGGAGCUUUCACUAUUGGUUCACGCACUCAGUACGAGACUGGAGAGACUAGUGCUGUUCAACCACGCAGGGAUUUUCUUCCUCAGAGCCAAGUGAUUGGAGAGGGUUCCUUAGGUGCUGCGAAUAUUGAUUCAUUUCCUCAGCAUCUCUCCGAAGCUCAGUACAAUGCUGGUCAACCACGCAGUUCGUUAAUGCCUCAGACCCAACAAUUUAGAGAGGGUUUAACUGGAGCUUACACUAUUGGUUCACGCACUCAGUACGAGACUGGAGAGUCUAGUGUUGUUCAACCACGCAGGGAUUUUCUUCCUCAGAGCCAAGUGAUUGGAGAGAUGCUUUCAAUAUUGAUUCACUUCCUCAGCAUCUCUCCGAAGCUCAGUACAAUGCGUCAACCACGCAGUUCGUUAAUGCCUCAGACCCAACACUUUAGAGAGGGAUUAACUGGAGCUGUCACUAUUGGUUCACUUACUCAGUACGACUGGAGAAACUAG